This is a messenger RNA of Magnolia sinica, 728 nucleotides long. RefSeq names its product transcription factor MYB73-like. Gene Ontology annotation, molecular function: RNA polymerase II cis-regulatory region sequence-specific DNA binding; DNA-binding transcription factor activity, RNA polymerase II-specific. The record is from RefSeq and is a predicted model, not a curated record. Gene Ontology annotation, biological process: regulation of DNA-templated transcription. Lineage: Eukaryota; Viridiplantae; Streptophyta; Magnoliopsida; Magnoliales; Magnoliaceae. Gene Ontology annotation, cellular component: nucleus. The transcript has a single exon. The coding region runs from base 4 to 669 and encodes 221 amino acids.
GCCAUGGGAGACAGGAUCAAAGGGUCAUGGAGUCCUGAUGAAGAUUCCAAGCUCAUCAAGCUCAUUGAACAGCAUGGCCCACGCAACUGGUCCCUCAUAAGCUCUGGCAUCCCUGGCCGAUCCGGCAAGUCGUGCCGCCUACGUUGGUGCAACCAGCUUAGCCCCACCGUCCAGCACCGCCCGUUCACCCAUGAUGAAGACGCAGCCAUCAUUGAGGCCCAUGCCAAGCACGGUAACAAGUGGGCUACCAUUGCCAGACUCCUCCCGGGCCGCACCGAUAAUUCAAUAAAAAAUCAUUGGAAUUCUACGCUCCGACGCCGCAGGCUUUCUGAGUCGCCGACCAGGUCUGAUUCCGAGUCGGACUCGGAAUCGGCUCUAAAACGUCAGCGUCUGGAAGAGAACAUUGAUGAUGAAUUGUCCGACGGUCCCAACACGUCGCUUACUUUGUCGACGCCGGGGAUUGGCUCCAGUGAUGGGGUGAGGUAUCCCGUUGAGCGGUCCACUUUAGAAGAUGAGAGAGAGGAGAAGCCUGAAUUGACGGCUGAAAUGAAGGAGAUCUGUUUCAUGUCAAUUAUGCAUGACAUGAUUGUAAAAGAGGUUAGGAAUUACAUCAAUAGAUUAAUGGCUGAAGGAGAUCUUGGGUUCGAAUCUAAACUGGAUAAGGAUUAGAAUUCUUUUUCUCACUUUUUUUUUUUUUUUCUUAUGGAAAAUAACUUUUUUCAAUUGUA